Lolium perenne is the source of this 870-nucleotide messenger RNA. The record is from RefSeq and is a predicted model, not a curated record. NCBI's taxonomy places the organism in Eukaryota, Viridiplantae, Streptophyta, Magnoliopsida, Poales, Poaceae.
CUCCACAUCCUGGGCUUGUCCGUCUUUGAUCCGCCUCCCAUCACAAGAUCCGUAACAAUUGGUCCUCCAACUUCCUCACCUCAUCGGCCAAGAUACACAAGACCACGGGGCUGCAUAAUUGGAUUGAGACUUUUCACAGCUUGGACAAGAUCCAUGUCAAUGAUCCAAAUUCUCCAUGGGACUCUGCUGAUGCCGCUAUCAGCUGCCACUACCGAUCACGCCGAUGGAGCAGGACAUGCAUGGAUGCAUCGUCCCAUCAGAUCAGGUCAGGAAAUGUUUAGAACCCUCCUCUCUAAAUUACAAGAGGAAGCCCCAUGCCCUUGCUAAAACUAAAUGGUGGAGGAGAUUGGCUUGUGUUAGAUGCUUUGUGUGUGCGGAUGUGUUGCCUCUUCAUUUCUUGAUACUAACUGAUAAUAGGGUACCCAUUCUUCAGUAUAUUCUUCAUGAUGGCGACAUCUGGGGUUUGUGGCGACAGCAUGAGCGGCGUCGCCGCCGUGGCUGCAGGUGUAAACUGAAGCUUGGCACUCGCAAGAAACUGAUGCAUAGAGUUUGGUAGAAGAUUAUAAAAAUCCAAUGUACAUGACCAAGCCACUUCUUGAUUGAAGAAGAUAGCUUGCAAACAUUACGACUAAGCUUCUAGCUAGGAGGUGACAGUUAGUAAAAUUAUCGGAUCAUCUUUUAUGAUGUUGUACUGUGCUUAGCUAUAUGUGUGUAGUACUGAAGUGGGAAUAGUCAAGUGAAACGAGGAUUGCUUGUAAUGCAUGAACAGUUGUGAAUGUACAAGUUAGAUCAACUUUGUACUAUGCAUUGGUCUGCUUAGUUGAGUACUAUGGAAUGCUUUGUGGUGGAAUAAAUUAUUGAUUGUUGCUA